Molecule: messenger RNA, 5008 nt
Organism: Anguilla anguilla (European eel)
Lineage: Eukaryota; Metazoa; Chordata; Actinopteri; Anguilliformes; Anguillidae
Gene: fam13a
Product: family with sequence similarity 13 member A
Exons: 28
Coding region: 199-3564 (1121 amino acids)
Biological process (GO): signal transduction
Source: RefSeq, a predicted model, not a curated record
CAAACUCUUCCAGGGCGCUGGGUCUUUGUCUCGGAGGCUUGGAGGCUCAGCCGCCCACGGUUUGAGAGCACUUCCGUGUGCCCGGUCGCCUUCCGUCAGAGGGGCUGAUGUGUGCGGUGGUGCCUUUUUUUGGGAUCCUCUGAGUGGGGCCGUGGGGCCAACAGCUUCGCCCCUCUCCCCGCACUCUUCCAGAAAACUAUGGGGGCAGGAGCGCUCACCAUCUGUCGCAACAGGGCGGCCGUGCACAUCAAGGAGGACAUGAAGAGGAUGGCACAGCUGCCCCUGAUCCGGGCCAGGCCCGCCGACGGGAGGAAGGUUUUCGGGGUGUCCCUGUCGGAGCUGGGGGAGGCGGGGCUGCUGAGAGAUGGGAUACCCCUGCCCGUGAGGAGCAUGGUGGAGUUCCUGAGGGAGCACGCUCUGCAGCAGGAGGGCCUGUUCCGGGUCAAUGGUAACGUGAGGGCUGUGGAGGGGCUGAGACUCAGGUUCGAGAGCGGGGGGGAGGUGGACCUGCGGCAGGAGGAGGACGCCUGCACGGUGGCCAGCCUGCUGAAGCAGUUCCUCAGAGACCUGCCAGGGGGCCUCAUCACUGCAUCUGUACAGCCUGGCCUACUGCAACUGUACCAGGAGUGCGGUGGAGAUCAGUCCAGAGCCAUAAAGGAGAUUCUGCGGCAGUUGCCUGAUCUUCACUACAACCUGCUGAAGUACCUGUGCCUCUUCCUCACCCAAGUGGAGUCUCGUCACCUGGACAACCGCAUGACCGCGCUCAACCUGGCCACCGUGUUCGGGCCCAACGUCUUCCAUGUUUCUCCAGGGUUCGAUGGGAUUAAGGAACAGAACUUGUGUAACAAAAUCAUGGUGAAACUCAUCCAGAACUACAGCGCCAUUUUUGAGAGUGAUGUCAACGUUGAAGACCCCAAAGAGAACUGUUCGGACGUCAUCACUGUCAAGGAGGCUCAGGAGAACAGAGCAGAGCUGAAGUCACCUGCUGACAAGGUGCCCACUCCCAGAAAGAAAAAGGCUGCGCUGAGCACCCAGACUGAAAAUGUGGAUUUGCUUGGAGAAUCCGCCACUGAACCCCCGACACCCACCCCAAGGAAAAAGAAGACUGCCCAAAUCGCAAAGCCCGAAAACGUGGAGGAAUCAGCCACAGAAAUCCUCACAUCUACUCCCAGAAAAAAGAAGACCACACGCAGCACCCAGGCUGAAAACCUGGAUCCAGUCGAGGAAUCGGGCGAGGAAAUUCUGACCUCCACACCUAGGAAAAAGAAGGUGAGGAAGGUGCGGUGUGAGGAAGCAUCGCGAGACGUGCCCCAGCCCGUGCGGUCCGAGGGUCUUCCGCAGCUCCGCGUCCCCGUGCCCAGGGCUAGGAAUCGGGAGGAGAUGGAGACGUCCAGCGAUGACGUCACCGCUGUCAGAGUCAAAGAGAGUCUGAGCAGCUUACCCGAGAGUGAGAGGCCAAUAUCUCCAUUCUACAUGAGCUCCCCCUGCUCUGCCACCCAUCGGAAGGCUGACUCAGCACACUUCCUGGAGAGGACGAUCCGAUUGGCCGUGGAGCAGCACCUCUUCGAUACGCAGGCCGGGUCAGGGUUAGCUCCAAGCUCUGGGCUGGCUGAGGUCUCCCCGGCCGUUGCCGUGACGACCAAGCAGAUGCACCCACGGCAGAAGGACCUGGAUGAGAGUCAGAAGUGCGAUGACAUGAGCAGCAUAGACAAGGAGAACAUCCCCUCAUCGACUGGGAAUGGGCUCUCACCGGAUGGGGAGAGGAGGCACGGAGGGUCCAAUCACAGCCACGAUCCCCGCACUCCGAGGGCACAUCGUCAUGGCAACCCCUCCACUGUGAGGUCACAUCGCCAUGACAGCCAGGAACCCUUCACUGUGAGGUCACAUUGCCGUGACAACCAGGACCCCCUCACCGUGAGGUCACACCGCUGUGACAACCAGGACUUCCUCACUGAGCGUUUUUGUGAAUCAAGUUCACAAAAGACGAGAGACGGCGACAGUAUGGAAUCGUCAUUUGAGAGAAGCGAUCGCCCAGAAAGAGACUCGGGACUGUUCCCACAGAGUUUGCCCAUGAAGAUCCAGGAGAUUUCGGGGAACCGGGAGCCUGGCAGGGGGUCCAGGAUGGGAGAUCUGGAGGGGUGUGAGGGGCUGCCAGCUCUGACCCAGCACAGUGGCUGGGGAGACGAUCCUCCCGUCUUUACCGUGCCUGUCCUUGAUUUCAAAACCAUUUGUCAGCAGAGUUACUAUGCGGAGCCGGUCACAGCUGACUGUUCCUGGCAGCGGGAGAACAUGGACCGGGAGGAGGCUCACCUCUCCCCCCACGUAGGGGGGCGGCUGAUUCAGCAGCUGCUGGAGGAGGACAGCGACCCCAUGCUCUCCCCUCGUUCCUAUGGUUACGGACACUGUCAGCAGUACCUGGAUGACACCGAGGUCCCUCCCUCCCCACCCAACGCCCACUCCUUCAUGAGACGGCGGAGGAGCUCGUCUCUGGGCUCCUGUGAGGAGGAGCGGGUGGUGCUCUCCGCCGCCCAGCUCUCCAAGAAGCUCCACAGCCUGAAGAAGAAGAUCAGCCGAUUCGAGGAGAAGUUUGAGGAGGACAGGAAGUACAGGCCGUCUCACAGUGACAAAGCCGCGAACCCGGAGGUUCUGCGAUGGAUGAACGAGCUCUCCAAGCUACGCAAGGAGCUGAAAGAGCACAAAAUCCACAAGUCGGAGGAGGACCUGCCUCCCCUGUCCCGCCCGCGCAGCAACACGCUGCCCAAAAGCUUCGGCUCGCAGCUGGACAAAGAGACCAAAGAGAAGGUGGAGCCCGAGAAGGAGCCCGUCCCGGCAGUGGAGAGCACUCUGGAGUCCGUUCAGAAGACGCUGCAGGAGAAGAGGGAGGAGGAGGGGAGACCCGAGGACAUUAAGGAUAUGACACGGGAGCAGAUUGGGGCGGAGAAAGUGGCCCUGCAGAAGGCUCUGCUGCACUACGAGAACAUCCACGGGAGGCCGGUGACAAAGACCGAGAGGGAUAUAAUGAAGCCUCUGUAUGAUCGCUAUCGUCUGGUCAAGCAGAUUCUCUGCCGAGCGUCUACCAUCCCUAUCAUUGGCUCCCCCUCCAGCAAACGCAGAGGUCUUCCGCUGCCGCCCAUUUUAGAGGGCGAACCGGCACAGUUCUUCGAUGAAAUUAAGGAGGAAGAGGAGGGCUCCGAGGACGAUGGCGACUCCCAGACCCACAUCAGCGGGACCUUCAGGCCGGAGCUGAGCGUGGUGGGAUUCUCCCUGGCCAUCGACGAGCUGGCGCCCCCCAAGAACAGCGCGGACACCCGGCUCUCCAACCUGCACUCGGCCACCAUGCAGGAGCUGGUAGAGCAGCUACAAGAGGCUCGCGAGGAGAAGAAGAGUAUCCGCAAGAACCUCAGAGAGUUUGAAGAUCAGUUCUUCAGGGAAAAUGGAAGAAACGUGCAGAAGGAGGACCGUUCCCCGCUGGCCCAGGAGUACAACGAGUACAAGCACAUCAAAGCCAAGCUGCGGCUGCUGGAGGUUCUCAUCAGCAAAAGAAACUCGUCCAAGUUCAUCUAGGGGCUGGAGAAAAGGGGCCGAGACCGCAUCUGAAAUAAUAAUCUGCCAGCUACUGAAGGCCGUGCUAAUGCCAACCGAGGAACCCUAUCUCCGCGAAACUCUGUGGAGCAUCAGGGAGAAGCAUUAGGAGCUGAACUCUGUUUUAUGAAUGGAGUCACGACAUUUGGCAGAAGAAGCAUGGAGGCUUAUAGCCCUCGUUAGCAUUCAUUGGAGUCCCAGUGUUUCUGAUGAUUUGCUUUUCCAACAGUAAGCAAAAAAGAAAAAAAGAAAACGAGCUUCUGAUCAAUAGAACUCACAGAACAUUUUUAGUGUGCAGCUAACAAGAUACUCCCUCCAGCAACUUGCAGUCGUUUUCUUGAAAUAAUUUUAAAGAACUCACAUUUCUGUUAUUUGUUUUUCAUUUGAUUGCGGAUGUAUUGAUUGAAAAACACGCUGAAUCAAUUUCUGCUUUUUUUUUGUUCUGACUGCUGACUGUGCGUACAGGUCUUAAAACGUUUGCGUUGAGGUUCAUAGGCAAAUUUUAUAUAAUUUAUUGCAAAUUUCACUGUGAUGGUGAGAGUUUUGUAACCAGUGAAUAAUAUGAUGAAAGGAUACUUUUAUACAUUAUUUUCCGAUGCUAUAUUGCUUGCAGGAUAUCCAAGGAUAACAGACUGACCGGACGCUAAUUUAAAUUUUGUGAUUAGUGCCAUAUCUCCAGGGAUGAAGCUAAUUAUUAAAACGCCAGGAUUAUGUGAUAUUUUCGCACAAAUUUUCAUGUUCAAAAAAAUACGUUUUUUUAAUAUUGUCAAAGUGACAGAAAUUUUGUUUUAGGAAGUGGACAGUAGUUUUGUCCCGUUUUGUCUUGUGAUCCAAAGAAUAUAUUGUUGCUGCACUGCAAGCCAAAAUUGAUAUGAAUGAUGCUAACUUAUUUGUCACGACGAUAACAGUAUAUCCUGCUUCACGCCGAUCGUGGCGCCAUGCGUAAUUCCAAGCAUGGAACGGCUUGUUUUAUUUAUGGUCUGUCCUCAUCUCAGGUGAUUCUUACGCCCUGCUUGCAGGGAAGCGUGUUGCCGAAAUUUGUGCACGCGUGUUGUAAACUGCGUGCAGCGCCAAGAGUACAUGCAGCACGCCCCAAUCCUGUUUCCCCGCGUGUGUUUCGCCUUGUACGGAGCUGUCUCACGCUCCCAGUGUGCAGGUGUUGAGCAAGGGCGUACAACUUCCUGCUCCCAACGUUUGCAACGCCGCGUCCUCUUAUUUGUUGGUUGUAAAUAUGGAUCCAGGUCUACAUUUACACAAGUGCGAGAAGGUACUUUUUGUUCCAAGGGGAUAAUUUACAGUGUGACUUCAUUUUCUGAAUGCAAACACUGACGGAAUUCUAAAUGUGUGUACAUUCUAGUACAUGACUAUUGUAUAUGUAUAUAUAUAUAUGCCCGUACAAAUAUAAAUGCAGAUAUUUUUGUUUUAA